AUGAAUGGGCGGUCGUUGGUUCGUCUGCCAUCAUGGCUCUUUCUAUCGGCCAUCUUUAUAUUUGGUUGCUUUGCAUCUUACGGUGAUCGUCUGCCAGAAUUUCAGCAAUGUGUUCAGACCUGUACAAUGGAGAACUGUCAUGGCGGAUCAUCCUCGAUCUCUGUGCUUCACCGAAUCUUACUCUGGAACUGUGACUCCGAAUGCGACUACACCUGUCAACAUAUCAUCACUGCUGAACGCACUUCAGCCUCCAAGCCGGUAGUUCAAUUUCAUGGAAAGUGGCCUUUCUACCGCUUUCUCGGCAUUCAAGAGCCCUUUUCAGUUCUGUUCUCCUUCCUCAAUCUUCUUGCUCAUCAAAAAGGCCUGUCCAAGCUUGUGAACUACAUUCCUGCUUCCUAUCCAAUGCGCAGAUAUUACAUCAUGUUUGCAUAUAUUGGUAUGGCUAGUUGGACAUUCAGUAUACUGUUUCAUACCCGAGACUUUAAGUUAACAGAGCAGUUGGACUAUUUUGCUGCUGGUGGCAGCAUCUUGUAUGGACUCUAUUAUACACCUAUAAGAAUCUUCAGAAUGGAUCAAGGGAUAAAAGAAAAGAGUUCACUUUUACGAGCAUGGACUAGUUUUUGCAUCAUCAUGUACGUGGUCCACGUUGCCUACCUAAAGCUUUACCGAUGGGACUACACUUACAACAUGGCCGCAAAUGUUGUCGUUGGGGUAAUACACAACGCUAUGUGGAGCUGGUUUAGCCUCAAAAGAUACCGAAAAUUAGGAGAAUUCUGGGCAACAUGGCCAGGAAUUGCUGUGGCAUGGAUAUUGAUGGCCAUGAGUUUGGAGCUGCUAGACUUUCCACCAUUAUGGGGUUGUUUGGAUGCUCAUAGUCUUUGGCACAUGGGUACUAUCGGGCCAACCAUACUAUGGUACAAUUUUCUGCUUAAAGAUGCUGAGGAGGAUAUGGCGACUCAUCGGCUCAAGGCUUAG
Molecule: messenger RNA, 975 nt
Organism: Blumeria graminis f. sp. triticale
Lineage: Eukaryota; Fungi; Ascomycota; Leotiomycetes; Helotiales; Erysiphaceae
Source: the annotation of a GenBank genome assembly